UGGCGGCGGCUCCGACGCGGAAGGAGCCGGGAGCGGCGGCCGCUCCUUGCGCCACGCUCUGAGCCCGGUGCCGGCCGGGAUGGCGGGCGGCGGAGGCCCGCGGGGGACGCGACGCUGAGCGGCGGCUCGGCCGUGUUUUGAUCUGCUUUCCCAAGUGCUUGUGGUGUGGCUGGGGCCAACAUUUAACAAUGAGUGGUGCAGCGUUGGGCCUCGAGAUAGUGUUUGUCUUUUUCCUGGCCUUAUUCCUACUUCACCGGUAUGGAGACUUCAGGAAACAGCACAGGCUGGUGAUCAUAGCAACAUUAUUGGCUUGGUAUCUCUGCUUCCUGAUUGUGUUCAUACUGCCUCUGGAUGUCAGUACGACUAUCUACAAUCGAUGCAAGCUUGCGGUUAACUCCAGUCCUGCAGAAAGUAAUGGCUCUUACGUUACUCUUGCUCCAAGCAAGCAAAAAUGUUUCAAACCCUGGAGUUAUAUUCCUGAUGGAAUUAUGCCAAUUUUCUGGCGUGUUGUGUAUUGGACGUCUCAGUUUUUAACAUGGAUUCUGCUACCUUUUAUGCAGUCAUAUGCUAGAUCAGGAGGGUUCUCCAUCACUGGAAAGAUUAAAACUGCUCUGAUUGAGAAUGCCAUCUAUUAUGGCACUUACUUGCUGAUUUUUGGAGCAUUUCUAAUAUAUGUGGCUGUAAACCCAAACUUCAAUUUACAAUGGAACCAGCUUCAGACUAUUGGAAUAGCUGCUGCAAACACAUGGGGUCUGUUCCUUCUUGUGUUGCUUUUGGGCUAUGGUUUGGUGGAAAUCCCUCGUUCUCACUGGAAUGGGGCCAAGAGGGGUUAUCUGCUCAUGAAGACUUACUUCAAAGCUGCCAAACUGAUGACUGAAAAAGCAGAUGCAGAGGAGAAUUUAGAGGAUAUUAUGGAGGAAGUCCGUAAAGUAAGUGAGAGUAUCAAAUAUAACCACCCCUUGAGGAAAUGUGUUGAUACUAUACUGAAAAAGUGCCCUACUGAGUACCAGGAAAGAAUGGGUAGAAACAUGGAUGAUUAUGAAGAUUUUGAUGAAAGACAGAACAGUUAUCCCAGUGAAAAAAAUUUGGCCAAACUUCACAAGCAGGUAAUCUAUUCAGUGCAGAGGCAUCGUCGUACACAGGUCCAGUGGCAAAUUCUUUUAGAGCAAGCAUUUUACCUGGAAGAUGUGGCAAAAAAUGAAAGCAGUGCAACUCGACAGUUUGUUCAUACCUUUCAUUCCCAGGAACCAGAAAAUAAAAUUAUUCAGUACUUCUAUACACCAACGGUUGAGUGGUACUGGGAGUGCCUUCUCCGACCAUGGUUUUACAGAGCGCUUGCAGUUGUGCUGGCCACGUUCUCUGUAAUUGUUGUGUGGUCAGAGUGCACAUUCUUCAGCACAAAACCAGUUCUGUCGCUAUUUGCGGUUUUCAUACAGCUGGCAGAAAAGACAUAUAAUUAUAUAUACAUAGAGAUGGCCUGUUUUCUUACCAUAUUUUUCUUAAGUAUCUGUGUUUACUCUACUGUCUUCAGGAUCCGUGUAUUUAACUAUUACUACUUAGCUUCACAUCAUCAGACAGAUGCAUACAGUCUCCUUUUCAGUGGCAUGUUAUUUUGCCGUCUUACUCCACCAUUGUGCUUGAACUUUCUGGGCUUGACCCAUAUGGAUGCAACAAUCUCUCACAAAAACACUCAGCCAACUGCUUAUACAUCUAUAAUGGGAUCCAUGAGAGUGCUGUCCUUCAUUGCAGAUGGAUUCUAUAUCUACUACCCAAUGCUUGUUGUCAUUCUCUGUAUUGCUACGUACUUCAGUUUAGGAACUCGUUGUUUGAAUCUUUUGGGGUUCCAGCAGUUCAUGGGUGAUAGCGAAAUGACCUCGGAUUUGAUUGAUGAAGGAAAAGAGCUAAUCAGGAGAGAGAAAAGGAAACGACAGAGGCAGGAAGAAGGUGAAAACAGAAGAAGGGAAUGGAAGGAGCGGUAUGGAAAUAGAGAGGAUUCCACCAGAAGCAGAGCUGUCCACACAGACCAGAAAGAAUCUAGCUUCUCAGAGACCAAUGCCAAUAGACCACUAUCAAAGUAUACCCGUUCAAAUGGUAGGACUGAAAGAGAUAGAAUAGAACUCCUCCAGGAUGCAGAACCUUUGGAUUUUAAUGCAGACUCUGUUAAUGAUGACCCCCUUGAAUCGGACUCAGGAAGGUACCAGCCUGGUGGAAGAUACCUGUCAAUGUCUCGAAGCAAAAUAUUUGAUGAUGUCUAAGCUCAUGAAAGCUAAAGAAAAUUCAGUGGAAAUCUAGCUCCUACUCAUUGCUUGGAAAAUACUGCAUUUGCAAUAUGUCACUGAACUGUCAAAGACUCUUUAAAAAAAAACAUGAAGGAACAACUCUUUGGGGAAUGCACGUGUAUGAUAACUUCACCUCUAGUGAUAGGAAUAUGCUUCUGCUGUUGUAGAUACUGUUGUUCAUCAGUGUGGGCUUUUGUGUCAUGACCAAAAGGAAAAAAAUAUUUAAAGUUAAUAGACGAUAAACUCACUAAUAUACCUAGGGCUCAACUUGAACUGUAACAGUCUAAGUUUGGGAAAUUUUCUGGAAUUUUUUAUUUUGUAUUUUAACCAAUGCUGUGAGAGCAUAUUGAUGUAUCCAAAGUGCAGUUAUAUCAACUAUGCUUUUGCUGAGAAAGUUAGUCACAGAAUGGUUUGGGUUGGAAGGAACCUUAAAGAUCAUCUAAUUUCAAGGCCCUCUGCCAUGGCAGGGACACCUUCUAGUGCUGCUCAGCCCUCCAUCCAGCCUGGCCUUGAACACACCCAGGGAUGGGACAUCCACAAGUUCUGUGUGGCAACCUGUGCCAGUGCCUCACCACCCAUACAGUAAAGAGUUUCUUUACAUAUCUAAUCUAAAUCUGUCUUCUUCAAAUGUUCAGCCAUUUCCCCUUGUCCUGUCACUACACUUCCUGAUAUAGAGUCUCUCUCCAGCUUCCCUUUAGGCACCUUCAGACACGGGAGAGUUUUUCCUGUGAGGUCUCCACACAACAUUCUCUUCACCAGGCUGUAAAGCCCCAACUUUUUCAGCUGAUCUUCACUGAGGGAGGUGCUCCAGUCCUCUCACCAACCUGGUGGCCCCCUCUGUGCUGGCUCCAGCAGGUCCCUGUGGUUCCUGUGCUGGGAGCCCAGGGCUGGAUGCAGUGCUCCAGGUGGGUCUCAGCAGAGCAGAGCAGAGGGGCAGAAUCCCCUCCCUGCCCUGCUGCCCACGGGGCUCUGGGUGCAGCCCAGGACACGUUUGGCUCUCUGGGCUGGGAGUGCCAUGGCUGGGCCAUGUGCAGCCUCUCACCCACAGCACCCCCACGCCCUUCUGGGCACGGCUGCUCUGGGGCUGCUCAUGCCCAGCCUGUAAGCUGUGCCUGGGAUUGCAAUGACCCAGGUAUAAGACCUUGCCCUUGCUUUGUACAGACACAUCUCUCAAGCCUGUCCAGGUCCUUCUGGAUGGCUUCCAUUCCCUCCACUAUCAACUGCACUGCACAGCUUGGUGUCCGCAGAUAGCCCUUGAGGUUCCUUCCAUCCUGGUACUCUGUGAUUCCAUGAAAUUUUUUGGUAUAAAUUUUGGAGCGAUGUGUGGUGGUCAGAAAAGGCUGUAUUUUUUCUUUUCCAACAUUACAAGCAGAUACAUGAUUUUAGCAUGUGUAAAUAGUUGAAAUUGAAUAUGGACCUGAGUGUCACUGUCAGAUGAGCAUAUGUGCAAUAGCAGGAAUACAUUAUUGAAGAUACAAUGUCUGCUUAAGAUCUUUACAGAUGUAAUGAUUCAAAAUCAUGGCACUAGUGUUUUUGUAACUGUAAAAGAAAUAUACUAUGAAGAUGGAGUUAAAUACUGAAACAUGAUAAUUUGCACGCACCUCAGGCACAGCUUCAAACUCUAGACUAUUUCUUUAAAAGAAGGGAAAUACAUAGCAUGACUAGGUAAUGGUAAACACUUUUUAUAUCCUAAAUACCCUGGUUGCAUUAUGUAUAUCAGUUUUUAAGGUGCCUGUAUUUUGCAGUAGGUUGUUGCAAAAAGAAUAAUACUUUGCCAUUCAAAAAUGCCAAUUAUUAACAGUGUAAAAAAGCUUCACAUUAAUUUCAUUAGUGUAGGCAUAUUUUUAAACCAUAGUUAGUUGUAUGAAUUUUCAAAUAUAAUCAUAAGGUAAAAGAUGUGGUCAAAUUCGUGAUAACUUUGAAAAUUUGAAUAAUUUAAAGCAUUUUGGUUUUUGUCUGAAAUCUUUGCCACUUGGGAGCUAGCUUUCUUAUGUGCUUUUUGCAAAAUUAUGUUGAAAACUAAAAGAGAACAUGUUUUUAUCAUACAUUCUUUAUCAUGCUUAAAAAACACAUCCUUAAAGCAGCUAGGAAUGAAUUAUUCUGAAAAGUAAGUUUUCAUGAAUGACAUAUUCUAGUAAUUUUUAACAAUAGUCUGUGUUUUCUCAAGUAAUUGUUAAUGGGGAUCUAACUCUACCUCCUGUGAUUUUAGUAUAUGUGUUGUAACAGUAGUGGUAUUUGUAAUACAUUGAUCUGCCUGUUUUGAAACACUGAAUUGUUACUAUGAAGGAGAAAAAUCUUUAUUUGUAUAGAAAUAAUUAUAUUAAUAAAUUAGCAGACAUACAAUAAUUGUCAGUUUUGUUCUUAGGUGAAUACAGUGAAUGUCAACCAUGCCCACAGGCAUUCAAGCUCAUGCAAUUUCCAGACUACUCAUAUGAGGUCACUUUUUAGUUUGAGUACUUUGUGUCUGUAAAAUCUUGUUCCAAGUCUUAGGCUUGAAUCUUAUCAGGGACUGGAAGUUGAGAAGAUGAGUCUCUCUUUAUUCAGAUAUUUCUUUAGGAAUUCUAUGGUAGCACCUAUUUAAUUUAUUUUUGAACUACUUAGUAGUACUAUCUUGAAUUCAUCCUUAUAUGAAAGGCGUUGUAUACAUUCUUGGGCACUCACCCAUAUGACUGUUCUUAGACUCUAUAUUUCUGUUUUAAAAAUUUAUAUCAGCAGUUUAUUUAUGAAAACCUGUGGCAGAAAUAAAAUUCAAACUCUUUAUAUAACUCUUGAGAUGUCACUUCAAAGGGAUCUCAUCAGAGCCAGUAGAAAAGCUAUUACAAGGAGCUUCUGUUUUCUGAAAAUCUGUGAAAUAACUUUACCUCCUCCCUGGUGACCAGAUAAUGGGAUUGAGCCUUCUUGCGGCCUGUUUUUUCCCCUCUCAGUGAAAUGGCUGCAAACAGAAUUUUCAGAGGAAACAUGGUCAAGGUUUUAUAUAAAGCAGGUAACUAGUCCCUAGUGCAGAUUUCAUUGGAAUACAGUAAUUUGAAGAGUUGACUGUAUAAAUUAAUGGCAGUGGGAUUUCAGAUUCUAACAUAGACAUUCCGCGCUGAACGUUUUUGACGUUGCAGUGCAGUAAGGGAGAACCAGUGGCUGCUUUUUGAGCUCUGAAAAGCUGUAAAGAAUUCUCUGUAUCAUGCUUGGCAAUGCCUGGUGUCACAUCUUCUCUGGAUGCUGUUUGGUUAGACAGGGAGUUGAUUAGUGAAGUCAGGUUUCCUCCAUUGUAUGUAUUGCUGACCAGGAGUUAUCCAGGCUCUAAUUACAUGCAAUUUAUUGCCUAAUUUAAAGUAUGUUUUGAAAACUCACUAUGGGUUUAUAUGACUGAAUCUGGAAUACUUUCAGUAAAGAAAUAAUCAUGUACAACUAUAGAAGAAUAAUAUUUUCUGUUCACUUGAGCUAGUUUCAAACAUGUUUGGUUACUGCUAGUACAAAUAAUGCAGAACUUGGCUGGGGGCUGUGUCCCUAAGGAUUUACCCCUCUCCAGAGAGCUGUGGAUGCCCUGUCCCUGGAAAUGUUCAAGCCCAGGCUGGACAUGGUUC
This is a messenger RNA of Melozone crissalis (California towhee), 5857 nucleotides long. RefSeq names its product LMBR1 domain containing 2 (gene LMBRD2). The record is from RefSeq and is a predicted model, not a curated record. Gene Ontology annotation, biological process: adrenergic receptor signaling pathway. NCBI's taxonomy places the organism in Eukaryota, Metazoa, Chordata, Aves, Passeriformes, Passerellidae. The coding region runs from base 189 to 2255 and encodes 688 amino acids. The transcript is spliced from 18 exons. Gene Ontology annotation, cellular component: membrane.